GCUUGAGCAGCCCAGCCCUCAUGCCUCCUUCAGGUAGCAUGGCAGCUAGUCACCGAAAAAGUGUCAAAAGUCAGUUAGAAAUCGACCCGUUUGAUGCGUCUGUGAUGUUUUCAUGGACCACUAUCCUCAAUAAUGACAGAGAACAACAGUCGUCGGGCGCGAACUUACUCAUCGGUAGGUCCGCGGUUCGAACUCGGCUUCUGCAUUUUGACUUCUGCUUAGACGUAAACAACCUGGCAGUAUCCCAGCCCUCGUGCUUCCUUCGGGUGACAUGGCACCUAGGCAUCGAAAGGGUGUUACAGCUAGGCGAUUAUUUAUUUAUUAUUAUUAUAU
This is a messenger RNA of Opisthorchis viverrini, 333 nucleotides long. RefSeq lists its product as hypothetical. The record is from RefSeq and is a predicted model, not a curated record. The transcript is spliced from 2 exons. The annotation marks the transcript as partial. NCBI's taxonomy places the organism in Eukaryota, Metazoa, Platyhelminthes, Trematoda, Opisthorchiida, Opisthorchiidae.